This is a messenger RNA of Pelodiscus sinensis (Chinese soft-shelled turtle), 4744 nucleotides long. RefSeq names its product DLG associated protein 4 (gene DLGAP4). Gene Ontology annotation, biological process: signaling. Gene Ontology annotation, cellular component: glutamatergic synapse; postsynaptic specialization. The record is from RefSeq and is a predicted model, not a curated record. Gene Ontology annotation, molecular function: molecular adaptor activity. Lineage: Eukaryota; Metazoa; Chordata; Testudines; Trionychidae.
CGUCUCCAGGAGCUGGAGGAGUGCUGGCCGCUGAGUCAGAUCUGUCCCUGAAGCCCAGUGAGACGUCAGAGGACCGGCUCCAGUGGGAGAGGGACCAAAGGAAGAACUAGCAAGAAGGCUCCCGUGAAGUGAUGCUGUAGGAAACCCCAGGGCCAUGAAGGGGUUAGGAGAUAACAGAAGCCGCCACCUCUCAGACAACCUGGACUCCCCUCAGGACUCUCUUUAUGCUUCCCAAGACAGGAACCCUUAUCUCCUUAGUCCCACAGACCCCUACCCCAUGGACCCCCGGUUUCCAGCCCAGAAUUCCCUCCACAGUGACUGUCUCCUCCCACUCAACAACCAGAUUUCCAACAGCAGCACUUUCCCCCGCAUCCAUUACAACUCCCACUUCGAGGUCCCGGACGAGAGCCCCUUCCCGAGCCAUGCCCAAGCCACUAAGAUCAACCGCCUCCCUGCAAACCUCUUGGACCAAUUUGAGAAGCAGCUGCCCAUCCACCGGGAUGGCUUCAGUACCCUCCAGUUCCAGAGGAGCGAUUCCAAGCACCGGAGCGAGAGCCCCGGGCGCAUCCGACAUCUGGUCCACUCGGUCCAAAAACUCUUUGCCAAGUCACAGUCCCUGGAGGGCCCCACCAAAGGCAGUGUGAAUGGCAAGAAAGGCACAGAGGACCCCAAGCAGAACCGGAGGAGCAAGAGCAAAGACCGGGCAAAGACCACCGAGACCAAACGCAGGCCUAGGUCCAACAUAUCAGGCUGGUGGAGCUCGGAUGACAACCUAGACAGUGACACCUGCAGCUAUCGUAACCCAAUGGGCCUCAUGACUCUGGGAAGGCAACCUGACCACAGCCAGCCUAGGUACUUCAUGCACGCGUACAACACCAUCAGUGAGCACAUGCUGAAAUCCUCCAAGAGCAAUAACGACCUCAAGGUCACCCCUUGCACCAAUAUCCCCAUCAACAAUGAGUCCAACUACAUCAAACGGGGCUCCUGGUCCACACUCACCCUUAGCCAUGCCCGGGAAGUAUGCCAAAAGGCCUCCGCCACCAUCGACAAAGCCCUGCUGAAAUCCAAGUCCUGCCAGCAAGACUUAGCCUAUCAGUACUUGCAGGUGCCUCAGGGAGAGUGGAACAAUACGCUGUCUCGGGACAAAGACAACGAGAUCCCAUGCCGGCGCAUGCGGAGUGGGAGCUACAUCAAAGCCAUGGGGGAUGAUGACAGUGAAGACUCGGAAACCAGCCCCAAACCGUCUCCGAAAACAGCAGCUCGGAGGCAGAGUUACCUCAAGGCCACCCAACAGUCCCUGAGUGAGCAGAGCACCACACACAGGAGCCUGGACCGCCUAGACUCCGUCGAGAUCCUCUUACCUCCCAAGUUCCCAAGCUGGGAGGAAGAAUACAACCAGCUCCCUGACAACAUCAAUGAGUCCAGCUGCAUCAGCCAGAUAUUUGGACAGUCCUCAUUUAUCCCACAGAUAUUUACACACGGAGAGCAGACAAGGGAGGCAGAGCUAUGCGACCAGUACGAGGCGGUGUGUGAAUCCGCCUACAGCGAAGCAGAAUCAGCAGCUGUGGAGGUGCUGGAUCUGCCUCUGCCCAGCUACUUCCGCUCCCGGAGCCACAGCUACCUCCGAGCCAUCCAGGCAGGCUGCUCCCAGGAAGAAGACACAGCCUCCGUCCGAUCCAUCUCACCACCUCCCGCCAGCAGCAUCGGUGGCAGCAGGACGCUCCCCAGCAACAGCAGAACAAACACCAGCCUGGUCCGGAUAUCAACUGAUGGGAACAAAGACCUGAGAGUUUGGCUUUACCAAGGUUCAUCAUGCCUAGUGGCAUAUAAAAAGACACCGCCCCCAGUCCCACCUCGGACCACCUCGAAGCCGUUCAUCUCUGUCACCGUGCAGAGCAGCACUGAAUCAGCCCAGGAUACCUAUUUGGAUAGCCAGGACCACAAGAGUGAAGUCAACAGCCAGUCAGGACUGAGUAAUUCUUCAGACAGCUUAGACAGCACCAGAACCCCCAGUGUGACCAGAGGCAGCCUUGUGACUCAAGCCAGAGAUGCUCCAGAGUUACCCCAGAAAAAUGCAACUUUGAAAAGUGACAAAGGAACUCUGACUAGUGAAGAGCCUAAGGUGGAGAAUAUCCCCAAAAGGAAGCUGUCAUCUAUAGGAAUACAAGUUGACUGCCUUCAGCCAGUGGCAAAGGAGGAGCCCCCUACACCUACUACCAAAUUCCAGUCCAUCGGGGUACAGGUAGAGGACGAGUGGCGGAACAACCACUCUCGCAGUAUGUCCUCCAAACAGGACACCGAUUCCGAGGCACAGGAACCCAAUCACUCAAGCAGUAAAUCAUCUGAGAGAAGUCUUGCUGAUUGUCCCCCACGCCACAACUCCGUCAGCGUUGAUGCCAGUACCAGGCAACCAGUCAAGCCCUCCCAGUUCAAGAGAAACCUCUCCUAUGGAGAUAGCAGUGACCCAGCCCUAGAGCCUUCAUCUCUCCCUCCUCCAGACCCUUGGCUCGAGACGUCCUCCAACUCACCGUCCGAACCGACACAACCAGGAACCUGCAGGCGGGAUGGGUACUGGUUUCUGAAACUGCUGCAGGCAGAAACAGAAAGGUUAGAAGGAUGGUGCCGUCAGAUGGACCAGGAGACCAAAGAGAACAAUCUCUCUGAAGAAGUCUUAGGAAAAGUCCUCAGUGCAGUGGGCAGCGCACAGCUACUAAUGUCACAGAAGUUCCAGCAGUUCCGGGGCCUGUGUGAGCAAAACUUGAACCCCAAUGCCAAUCCCAGACCCACAGCCCAGGAUCUCGCUGGGUUUUGGGAUCUCUUGCAGUUGUCCAUUGAAGACAUCAGCAUGAAAUUUGAUGAGCUCUACCACCUAAAGGCUAACAGCUGGCAAUUGGCAGAAACACCAGAGAAGAAGGAAGAGAAGAAACCACCCCCUCCAGUGCCAAAGAAGCCAGCCAAGCCCAAAACCCCACUGAACCGGGACAAAGCCUCUGACUCUGUGGAUAAGCAACGCCAGGAAGCUCGCAAGCGUCUCAUGGCAGCCAAGCGGGCUGCCUCUGUCCGGCAGAAUUCUGCCACGGAGAGCGCGGACAGCAUUGAAAUCUACGUCCCUGAGGCACAAACCCGUCUUUGAGAAAAGGGGAAGAGGAAGGAAACACGUGUUUUUCUAAAUCAUUAAAAAGGAAAAAAAAAUUCUCUAAACUUAGCGUGAUUUAUUCGGUCUAGAGACAUUGAGCCAACCUGACAAAGGGCUCCCAAUUUGGCUUUUUUUCUCUCAGCGUUAAGUAAUGAAGAUUUAAAAAAAACCAAACCCCCAUACAACAAAAAAAUCCCCCUCAUGUUUUCUCUCACUGGCUGUGGUGUUGCUGAACAGACUGAUCAGACUCCUAGAAGCCCCAGCCCCUCAGACUUGGAACUUCAAUCUUUUUACUUGUUCACUCUAAUGAAAAUUAUUAGCUUGUUUACAAGAAGAGGACGACAAAAAAAAUGAAGCCUUGAGCACUUGCCAUGCUGCGUUCUUUCUCCCUCUCCUCAGCUCUGUUCUUCCUUAUCCCUAGGGUUUUUCUUCUACCUCUUAUUCUACCCUAUCCACCCUCUCUCUCCACUUUUUGCAUGGCUUUGUUUACUGUGUUAGAAAUAACCUCUCUUCCACAGAGCUCCCGAAGAGAACAUCUGUUCAGUGUGUACUGUUGUUGCACUCUGCUAGCAAGCAGCCUUUCUUUUUUUUCUUUUAGUGGGGGUGGGUGGGAGGGUAUAGAGGCAAAGGGCAGGGGUAGGGCAGCAGGGUUUGCAUAUCUAUGUAUUUGAAGCGGAAAGAGGAAAAGAUCUAUGGAAUGUAAUGCAGAGUUGCAAAUGUGUGCAAUAAGGUGUGAUGGGGGCCCCACUCCAUUGGCCAAUUCCGAAAGAAAGAUGGGCCCCGCUCCAGGCACAGGAUGGGAGCUGGAAGGAUGAUGUGGUGGCACAAGUGACACACCACUGCCACCUCCUGCACGCGCGUGCACGCGCGCACACAUGCACACAUGCUUAUUUUCUCCCUUUCUACAAAUUUUAUUUUCCUUGAGAAUCACUUGUUGAAAAAGCAGCUGCUACGCAGUGGGGGACCUGUUUCAAGGGGACGAAGGGGUGUAAUGAUAUGGUGUGUUAGGGCGGAAGACUGGGAUUUCUAUAAAAAGAACGGGAGGGUAGUUAAUGGCAGGCUGGCAGCCUGCCUACCUGUAUGUAUGUGUACAUAUGCACAUAUACACUUAUUAGGAUCUGUAUAUUUAAUGCAUACACACAUAUACAUACCCAUACACACGUGCAAGUGGUGUGUUAAAAGCACCUCAGUGAGAGUGGGUGUAUGUAUAGCAUAUAUUUUUACAUGUACUAUAUCUAGCUGUGUGUAAAAGUGUGUGUAAAAAUAUAUACCCUGUGUGUAAUCAGAUUAUUUUUCCCUGUAUCCCAUGCUUUUUUCAUUUUUCUUUUUUUGGUGUGGGGGAGGGGUUGCUAAAUGUUUUAACUAUUUUUUAGCUCCUUCUCCCCCCUCACACCCCUUUUUCAGUUAUUUUCUUGGAGUUGGGACUGAAUGCCAGCGUUGCGUUCUCUUCCACCCCCCCCCCCCAAAACAAACACUUGCCCCCAAGUUGAGCAAUCAUGUUGUUUGAGUGGGGAAAUCUUGUGUCAAUUUCAUGUGGGGGAAAUUCCAACGGAAUUUAAACCAGGGUAUUGGUGAUCAAAAAGGCAAAUAAAAUAAAAACCUAAACCC